Molecule: messenger RNA, 2997 nt
Organism: Striga hermonthica
Lineage: Eukaryota; Viridiplantae; Streptophyta; Magnoliopsida; Lamiales; Orobanchaceae
Source: the annotation of a GenBank genome assembly
AUGCCGCAACACAUAUUCAAUACAAUGCGCAGUUUGAAGAUGAUGGAUGGGUGUAAAGGUACCCAGGUCUACGCCCUCAACCCGACGGCCAGCGGAGCCGCAGGCGGCGGCGUCGGGGAGAAAUUCCUCCAACAUUUGCAGGAUCACCUCCGGGUAAACUCAGUCCGGUCGAAAUCCCAUCGGCGCUACCAAAGUUUCUCCCAGCCCAACAAUCUAAAUUCCGACAUUGUGUCUGAGGCCCUCGCGAUCUACGGUCCCCCGCAGACGGAUCUCAUCGAGCCACAGAUCGACCCGUGCCUCAGGUUCGUCGAUUUUGUUGGGACUCUGGCCGAAGUCUACAGGCGGCUUGAGGCCUGCCCUGAAUCUAGGAGAUCCGAGUUUUACAUGGAGCAGUGCGCGAUUUUCCGCUGGCUUCCCGACCCGAAGCUCUUCAGGAGGUGCCUGCGCUCGGCCAGGCAGCAUGCUGUUGACGUGCAUUCCAAGGUUAUACUCUCGGCCUGGCUGAGGUUCGAGAGGAGGGAGGACGAGCUUUUUGGGGUCUCGGCUAUGGACUGCAGUGGGUGGAACAUGGAAUGCCCGAAAAUGUCCCUCGUCUCGGGGUACAAUCCCGAGUCUUCCCAUGACACCUGCUCGUGCUCCCGAACUCCGGAGGAGAAUGGGCUCGACUCGCAGGGCCAGGAGUGCUCGACCUCGACUUUUCAUGAUGGCGAUAAUGGCGUUGAUGAAGAUGAAGAUGACGAUGAUUAUGAUAUGUGGUUUUGUAUAGCUGACGAUGAAGUCAGGUGCAACCGUUACAAAAUCGCAUCCCUCUCUAGACCAUUCAAGUCGAUGCUUUACGGUAGCUUUAUGGAGUCGAAAAAGGAGAGGAUAUAUUUCACCCAGAACGGGAUCUCGGCAAAGGCAAUGCGGGCAGCCGAGGUCUUCAGCAGGACGAAAAGCGUAGACUCUUUUGACCCGAAUGUUGUUUUCGAGCUCCUGGUCCUGGCCAAUAGAUUCUGCUGUUUCGAGAUGAAAUCCGCAUGUGAUGUGUAUUUGGCAGCUCUCGUCGAUGACAUGGAUACUGCUGUGCUUUUAGUCGAGUACGGCCUGGAUGAGACCGCGUACCUACUGGUGGCGGCUUGUUUACAGGUGUUCCUGAGGGAGCUUCCGAAUUGCAUGCACAAUCCGAAUGUGAUGAAAGUUUUCUGCAGCUCGGAGGCUAAGGACAGGUUAAGUCAGGCCGGGCACGCGUCUUUUAUGCUAUACAAUUUGUUGAGUCAGAUAGCUAUGGAGGAGGACAUGAAGUCGAACACCACAGUUAUGCUGUUGGAGAGGAUGGGAGAGUGUGCUAACGAGGACUGGCAGAAGCAACUGGCUUUUCACCAGCUGGGUUGCGUAAUGCUCGAGAGGAAAGAGUACAAAGAUGCUCAGAAGUGGUUCGAGGCAGCUGUUGAGGCGGGCCACGUUUAUUCCUUGGUGGGUGUUGCGAGGGCGACUAACAAGCGUGGGCAUAAAUACAAAGCGUAUAAAUUAAUGAACUCGCUAAUUUCUGAUUACCCGCCAGCUGCCGGGUGGAUGUAUCAAGAACGGUCGUUAUAUGGUAGUGGGAAAGAGAAAAUGAUGGAUCUCAACACGGCAACUGAAAUGGACCCCACGCUUUCGUUCCCGUACAAAUACAGAGCUGUUUCAAUGAUGGAGGAGGACAGAGUCGGUGCAUCUAUAUCCGAAAUUAACAAGAUUAUUGGUUUUAAGGUCUCGCCCGAUUGUCUUGAACUGCGUGCUUGGUUCUUGAUUGCUUUGGAGGAAUACGAAGGGGCUUUGACCGACGUGCGUGCUCUCUUGACUUUAGAUCCUCAGUAUAUGAUGUUUCAUGGGAAGUUGCCGGGGGAUCAGCUGGUUGAGCUUCUAUGUCAUCACGUGCAGCAGUGUAGCCAGGCCGAUUGUUGGAUGAAGCUGUAUGAUAGGUGGUCUUCUGUGGAUGAUAUUGGUUCUUUAGCCGUUGUUCAUCAUAUGUUGUCUAAUGAUCCUGGGAAGAGCCUUUUGAGGUUCAGACAAUCUUUGCUUUUGCUAAGAUUAAACUGCCACAAGGCUGCCAUGAGAAGUCUAAGAAUGGCCCGAAACCAUGCAGCUUCCGAGCACGAGAGGCUUGUCUAUGAGGGAUGGAUUCUAUAUGACACAGGGUACCGUGAAGAAGCCAUAGCGAAAGCCGAGGAGUCCAUCUCAAUUCAGCGUUCGUUUGAGGCCUUUUUCCUCAAAGCAUACGUUCUGUCCGAAAAGACAACCGAUCACGACUCGUCUUUCUAUGUUAUCCAGCUUCUCGAGGAGGCCCUCAGGUGUCCCUCUGAUGGUCUUAGGAAAGGACAAGCUCUAAGUAAUCUAGCGAGUGUCUAUAUUGACGUGGAUAAGUUGGACCAUGCGGCUGACUGCUACACGAAUGCUUUGAACAUCAAGCACACGAGGGCCCACCAGGGCCUGGCCCGAGUGUACCACCUCAAGAACCUGAGAAAGGCCGCAUUUGACGAGAUGACAAAGCUGAUCGAUAAGGCGCAGUACAAUGCAUCGGCUUAUGAGAAACGUUCGGAGUAUUGCGAACGUGACAUGGCCAAGAGCGACCUCAGCAUGGCGACCCGACUUGACCCGUUGAGGACUUAUCCAUAUCGAUAUCGGGCUGCUGUUUUGAUGGAUGACCAUAAGGAAGCCGAAGCAAUUUCAGAGCUCACGAAAGCCAUUGCUUUCAAAUCGGACCUACAGCUGCUUCAUCUUCGUGCCGCAUUCCAUGAUUCUAUGGGAGAUUAUUCUUCUACCAUCCGAGACUGUGAGGCAGCCCUUUGUCUCGAACCUAAUCACUCGGAUACAAUCGAGCUCUAUCGAAAAGCUCUAAAAAGGGCUAGUGAAAUACAAAACACGGCUCAUGGAGCAAGUUUUUUUCCCCCAAGUCUCCUUACGAGCUUUGUGAAUAGCGGCCAAAGGAAAAUGGAAAGAGUGUGUAAAUUGCAGACGACUUGGAGAAAAAGGUAG